Messenger RNA from Aptenodytes forsteri (emperor penguin), 2460 nucleotides. RefSeq names its product cytohesin 4 (gene CYTH4). The record is from RefSeq and is a predicted model, not a curated record. The transcript has 14 exons. Gene Ontology annotation, molecular function: guanyl-nucleotide exchange factor activity. Bases 208 to 1428 code for a protein of 406 amino acids. NCBI's taxonomy places the organism in Eukaryota, Metazoa, Chordata, Aves, Sphenisciformes, Spheniscidae. Gene Ontology annotation, biological process: regulation of ARF protein signal transduction.
CACACAGCUUCCUCACUGAUGCAAGCUCAUGAGAUGUGGUCGGAGGGACGAGGAUAGGAAGGGCGGAGUCACAGGGCAACCCGCCCCCCUAAUGCUGCUACAAUCUUGGUCACUGGCUCCAAGUUGUUUCAGUUCUGUGAAGCAUCUGAACAAGCAGAAAGCAAAGAGGAACAACACUUUUUUUGAAAAUAUAUUGCGCUCUUCAGGAUGGACUUCUGUCCUGCUGGGUCAACUGACUUGAGUGAGGCUGAAGAGGCUGAAAUAGAGACAAUCAAGCAGCACAGAAAGGAGCUUUUGGAGGACAUUAAGAAGCUGAAGGAAGAGAUUGCUGAAGUGUUUGCAGAGAUUGAGUGCUUCCAAAAUGCAGAGGAGAGGCAAGAGGCAGACAAUAAUCCUGGGGAGCAGACCAGCAAACUGUCGCAGAGGGAUAAACUUCUGUCCCUGGGCCGGAAGAAAUUCAACAUGGACCCUGCAAAGGGGAUCCAGUACCUGAUUGAGCACCGGGUAUUGUCCUCAGACCUGCAGGAGAUCGCCAAAUUCCUCCACAAGGGUGAAGGCCUGAACAAGACAGCCAUUGGGGAUUACCUGGGUGGGAGGGACUCCACAAACAUUCAGAUCCUCCAAGCCUUUGUGGCAUGUCACCAGUUUGCCAACCUCAACCUGGUGCAGGCACUGAGACAGUUCCUAUGGAGCUUCCGGCUGCCUGGGGAAGCACAGAAGAUUGACCGGAUGAUGGAGGCCUUUGCCAACUGGUACUGCAAGUGUAACCCUGGAGUAUUCCAGUCCACAGAUACCUGUUAUAUACUCUCCUUCUCUAUCAUCAUGCUUAACACCAGCCUGCACAACCCCAAUGUGAAAGACAAACCCCCCUUUGAAAGGUUUGUAUCCAUCAACAGAGGCAUUGACAAUGGAGGGGACCUGCCAGAAGAGCUCUUAAAGAAUCUGUUUGAGAGCAUAAAGAACGAGCCAUUCUCCAUACCAGAGGAUGAUGGGAACGACCUCACGCAUACUUUCUUCAACCCUAACCGUGAGGGCUGGCUCCUGAAACUAGGAGGACGUGUGAAAACCUGGAAACGCCGUUGGUUCAUUCUGACUGAUAACUGCCUGUACUACUUUGAAUAUACCACGGACAAAGAGCCUCUGGGCAUUAUCCCGCUGGAGAACCUAUCAGUCCAGAAGGUGGAUGAUCCCAAAAAGCCAAACUGCUUUGAGCUCUUCAAUCCCAACUGCAAAGGGCAGAAGAUCAAAGCCUGCAAAACAGAUGGGGAUGGGAAGGUGGUUGAAGGCAAGCAUCAGUCCUACAAGAUCUCAGCAGCCACACCAGCAGAACGUGAUGAGUGGAUUGAAGCAAUCCGGACCAGCAUCACACAGGAUCCUUUCUAUGAUCUGGUCUCUGCCCGUAAGAAAAAGAUUGCCAGCAAAAACUGAGCCCUGACCUGGUCACUGGCAGCAGGAAGAUGUAGUUGUUGGACAGCUUCCCUCACAUGCUGGGCUCUUCCAGUGAAGAAAUUUGGGAGCAUUGGUUCCCUCUGCCUCCCACUUGGCAGGAAGAUGACUGACAGGACAACUUGCCAGAUCUGCUUCUUCCCUUUCCAAACUGAAGGCAGAGGCGCAGGGUGCAAUCCACUGAGGACUGUCAGAACCGUGGGCAUGGCGUUUCCCAUGUCCAAACAUAAAGGCUCAACAGCAACUGGCCUUUGGGUUCUCCCAUAUAGCCCCAGGCAUGUAGGAUAGGAUCUGAGAGGAGACAAGAAUGUCUCCAGAAUGUCUCCAGUCCAUUCCGCCAUCAAACCAGGCCUAGGUAUUUUUCUGUGAGGAACCUUGUAGAUGCUCUCGGAGCAGCCAAGCAUGUUCCAGUCAGUUGCAGUGCAGAAAAGCCCCAGUGGUUUCCCUUCCACAAACAGAUGUGUAGUGGUUGUGGAGAAGGGGCCGCUGAUUUAAGACCUCACUGUGAAACCAGAGGCCAAGGGAAGAUAAGAAGCCCUCUGUUCAGAAGAGAGCCCUCUUUACCUCUUCCUAUAGCCAUGAGGGCUGUAAUCCUGGUAAGUCCCUGCUCUAUAACUGAGUCAUAGGUUUUAGAAAGUUGAAGAUGUUGGAUGGGGAGAUAAGGGGUAACUGAGCGCAGAGAGGCUGUAGGACCAGGGAAGCAGCUCUCGGUCUUUUGUCUCUCUGUUUCGAGACUCAGAGACCACUACAGGUCUCCCUAGGGAAGAAACCCAAACACUAGCUCUCCUCCAGGCUGAUGGCUCCCCAACAAAGGUUGCUUCCUUGUACCACCCCAGAGGCCUGGGCUUUGUAUCUGAAAGGCCUGCAGCCAGAAGGCAUGAAAAAUUGGAGGUGCAUACACACCACACACACACAGACACAGAGGCAUUCCCAUCUUCACACAUUGGUUUCAUCUGGAGUCUGGGUUUUUUUGUCUCUUGUGUAAAGAAAGAAAUAAAAGUGCUUGAAACAAGC